UGCAACAAAAUGAUCAGGCUGGCAACAAAGAAGUCUCUCAUCACAAUCCUUAUAAUAGCUGCAUUCCUUCCGCUGCAAAGCUAUGCAGCUGAGAGUCGUUCCUCCAUUAUAUCACGUUUAACGAAAAAUUUGAUGUUAUUAGUUGGUCAGGCAGGGUACGUGAUCGAGUCGGUUGGCAAGGUGGGAGAGGACAUUGGUGCCGGUAUAAUAAAUACUACCACAGGCAUUUUAGGCGUUUACCAAGGUAUUGGUCGAGUUUUUAGUAUAUUCAGUAAUGGAAAUAAGGAAGUAGAGAAAGCACUUUGGCGUGAAGUUGGAAAAUACUGUGGCUAUGGCCAACCGGACUGCAUGGUCGAUUUGAUUUUUGGAAGGAAGGGCUGCGCAAAUCCAAUGUAUUGUCCUCCCGGAAGUGGAUAAUAAACAAUACGAUUGGUAAACUAUUACCAACAUUGCAAACAUAACUUGAGCUUGAUUUUAUUUAUUAUAUUUUUAAAGUCAAAUAAAAUAACAUAAACCAGACCAUCUUCAGCCCAAGCUACUAAUAAA
Scaptodrosophila lebanonensis is the source of this 546-nucleotide messenger RNA. RefSeq lists its product as uncharacterized. Lineage: Eukaryota; Metazoa; Arthropoda; Insecta; Diptera; Drosophilidae. The transcript has 2 exons. The record is from RefSeq and is a predicted model, not a curated record. The coding region runs from base 10 to 417 and encodes 135 amino acids.